AAUACGGCAACGGUGAAUCUGCUCUUUAACAAGGAAAUGUAUAUUCAAGAAAUGUUAUGUAAAACUGUGGACGUGGUGAAGAUUCAAGGUUAACGUAUAAGUGAAUGUCAAAGGGCUGGUUUUGACAGCAUUUCAUUUGGAUGAGCUGAAUUGGUGGACAGCAGCAGCCUCUUCUAUCUGCACUAUGGCUCAAACCAAAGAUUCAUCGAUGAAGUACAUCAGCCUGGUGACGCUGACCGUACAGAAUGCGCUGCUCGGCCUCUGCACCCGCUACGUUCGCACCCGGCCCGGCGACAUGUUCCUGUCCACCUCAGCCGUGCUGAUGGGCGAGUUGGUGAAGCUGGUCACGUGUCUGGCCAUCCUGCCGACCUCGGAGGGCUCGCUUUCGCGCGCCUGGCUGGCCAUCAAGACGCAGAUCCUCGACCAGAAGCUGGACACGCUCAAAGUGGGCGUGCCCAGUCUGAUCUACACCGUACAGAACAACCUGCUGUACGUGGCCGCCUCUAAUCUCGACGCCGCUACCUACCAGGUGACCUACCAGCUGAAGAUCCUGACGACGGCCGUGUUCUCUGUAACGAUCCUGCGCCGCUCACUGCGGCCGCUGCAGUGGUGCGCACUGCUCGUGCUGCUGGUGGGCGUGGCGCUGGUGCAGCUGGCGCAGGCCGAGCCGGCGCGGCCGACUGCCGACGCGCCCGCCCAGAGCCAGCUGCUCGGCUUCAGCUGCGCCCUCGCCGCCUGCGUGCUGUCCGGAUUCGCCGGCAUCUACUUCGAGAAGAUCCUGAAGGGCUCGGACGUGAGCGUCUGGAUCCGAAACGUGCAGCUGAGCGCGCUGUCGUUGCCGCUGGCGCUGGCCACCGGCCUGCUCAGCGACGGCGGCCGCAUCGCCGACAACGGCCUCCUGUUCGGCUUCGACUGGGUCGUGUGGUGCGUCAUUUUCCAGAACGCCAUGGGCGGCCUGCUGGUGGCCGUGGUGGUCAAGUACGCCGACAACAUCCUGAAGGGCUUCGCCACCUCGCUGGCCAUCAUCAUCUCGUGCAUCGUCUCCAUCUACCUAUUCGACUUCCAGCUGUCGGUCAUGUUCGUGGCGGGUACGGCCAUGGUGCUGUCAGCCGUGUUUAUGUACAGCUACCAGCCGCCGGUCGUCGCCGCCAUCCCGCUCAAGGCUGACGGUGGCGGGAGCGCGGUCAGAAAGGUCGCACCGUGACGCCAUGCACUCACUCGGGCCCCGGCAGACCCCAGACCGGACAGCCGGCUCCUGUCGCCGAACGCACUGCUUUGGCUCUUUUGGUGGAGGUCUUCUGUAUCCUGCACUAUCUCAUUAUGCACGCACGGGUCCACCUCGUAGUCGGAUGUACAAACGAACCGUAUACUUCAGCCAGGUCCUCUGCUGACUUCGGCAUCCAAAAGUGAGGAUUGUACUCAGUUAUACGGAUAUUUUCCACGCUCUUGGGUUAAAGAAUGAGUGAUAUUUUUGAUUGGAAACGAACUUAAAUAUGAAAUCAGUGUGGCUGGUUGAUUUGGUUGGAGUUGCAUGUCCAAGAAGUGUUGCAUACUGGUUUGAGAGCGCUUCCAUCGCUGGGUGCGGCAGCGUGUGGUGUGCCCGUGGCAUGUUCGACGCGGCGGGCCUCAGCUAGCUCCUCUGCUCAGCCCGUCGCUGCCGUCAGUGUCGGCUAACUCUGGGCGUUUGGGACACUCCUGGUGCGUUUGCAGGCGUAUGUGUUAUGGGCACACAGGGUCCAAAUCAGUAUGUGUCGUGGUCGGUUGGGGAGAGCUCGUCUUACCAGUCACGCGGUAAAUGCUCACUGUGGGUGACACCUAUGGUGAAUGAUCAUGUCUUUCUGUGUCAUCGUAGGCAUGUGGGCUAUUACUUGACGUGGGCGACUAUUUUGCCGUCCGUCAUAUUCGCUUAGUCUCCUUCCCUUUUGUUCUGCACGAAAGUGCGUUGUCUCCCCUUUUGUUUUAUUCCACGUCCGGCUCGUCCGUCGGCCAUGCUUCCAAAGGCUCCAAUUGUAAGCCGGGUUUGUCGGCUUACAGUUGGAGCAAUUGUAACGUGCCGGAAUGUGCCAAGCUUUUUACGUGUUGUGUGACUUACGUUGCUCCUAUCGCCACGUUCUGAGUUCCCUGUCGAUGGCUGACGCUGAUCUUCUGUCACCUGGGUUUCUAAAGACAUAAAGGCUGUUGUUCGAGUUUUGCACUUUAAGGUACGUCGCCUGGUCACCAUAGUGUUACCAAGCUCUUGGCGUAACGUUGCCAUGAUUCACAUUGAUUGUUCUCGGUCCCGCGGUAAUCGUUAUCCUCAACAGGCUUUGUGUUGGAAUGUGCUCGGAACCGAUUUCCUGGGAUUGUCAUGGGUCUUUCGCUUUAGCUGUGUGCAUAUCCGUCUCGUGCAUUUUGGGUGUUGUUUUCGAAACAAAGUAUUUUGCGUGGCAGAGUUGUCUUGAUCUCAGGAAAUAAUAAAGUGCUGGUGUCUUAACUUUUGGUUUUUCUUGCAUGCAACCUCGAGUGCAUAUAACCAGUCUGUUCUGUACAAAAUAGCAAUGUUGCCACUCGGUCUCGUUGGAAACAUGCUCGGGACGGGACUGUGCUGAAGGGCUGUUAUUGUAUCGUUAUAAUUGUUGAAAUGUUGCGUCUCGCUGAACGCUGAUAAACUCUCGCGCGAGGCAGGAGUCGGUGUGUGCACAUAGUUCAUUCCUGCCCCGCGCAACUGGUGUUGGUCUUGAUGACUGCCGAGAGGGCAGCGGUUGAGUCGUGCGUGGUUGGGGCUGUGGGGUGUCUGA
Pollicipes pollicipes is the source of this 2777-nucleotide messenger RNA. RefSeq names its product UDP-galactose translocator. Gene Ontology annotation, cellular component: Golgi membrane. Lineage: Eukaryota; Metazoa; Arthropoda; Thecostraca; Pollicipedomorpha; Pollicipedidae. The transcript is spliced from 6 exons. Gene Ontology annotation, molecular function: pyrimidine nucleotide-sugar transmembrane transporter activity. Bases 185 to 1204 code for a protein of 339 amino acids. The record is from RefSeq and is a predicted model, not a curated record. Gene Ontology annotation, biological process: pyrimidine nucleotide-sugar transmembrane transport.